Lentinula edodes (shiitake mushroom) is the source of this 1842-nucleotide messenger RNA. RefSeq lists its product as uncharacterized. The record is from RefSeq and is a predicted model, not a curated record. Lineage: Eukaryota; Fungi; Basidiomycota; Agaricomycetes; Agaricales; Omphalotaceae. The coding region runs from base 1 to 1842 and encodes 613 amino acids. The transcript is spliced from 2 exons.
AUGCCUCUUGGUACUAGUCUUACUGCAGAAAAGCUGGAGCCUUACUCUCAACGCCUUAUUCGCGGGCUUAUCAAUUCCAAGAUACAGGUCGUCUCCUAUGCAUGUGAUGGCACCGAAAUCGAGCGCAAAAUUCAAGCAUUACUUGUGACGAAUGGCGAUAGCAGAAUUGAAUAUGCCAUUGCCCCGCCUAAAAGCUCUGGUGAUGUGCUCAAAUGUGUCGUGCCCAUUUUCGACAGUCAACCUGUUGCUAUGAUUCAAGACUCCAAACAUGCUCUCAAAACCUUCCGGAAUAAUCUCUACUCAGGCGCACGCCUCCUUGUCCUAGGAAAUCACAGUCUUUUCUAUGCUCAGAUUCAUAAACUUGCUCAUGAUCCAGGUACCCCUCUUUAUCGCCGGGAUGUUGAAAAACUUGACCGUCAGGAUGAUAAUGCCGCGAUGCGUUUAUUCUCCGCUGACACUCUACAGUUUCUGGGUAACCAGAAUCCUGAAUGGGUGGGGCUCGCUGUGUAUUUGUUCAUCUUUGGUGAAUUGGUGGAUGCAUACCAGAGCCGUCGAAUCAACCAUGCUGAGCGCCUUGCUAUGGUUCUUCGCGCUUGGUACUUCUUGAAAUUGUGGGACACCUUCUUGGACACUGCCGGUUACAAGAAGGAAUAUCUUCUUUCUCGCGAAUGCUUAGAUAUUACAAGGAUUCUUAUUGAGGGAUAUGUUUCACUACUGGUUAUCUACCGUGAUCAUAUGUCGGAACAAGUUCCUCUCAUUCCUCAUCUCCAUUCCAGUGAAACUUGUGAGCACUGCAUUGGAGAAUCUCGGAAAAUUGUGAAAGAUUUCUGCUAUGCCGAUUUUCUUUACAUGAUUCCGAAACUUCAUGUAGCCGUGCGACAAGCAAAUCUGCAUGCACGGGCAGCAAAUGGAAAAGCACGAGCUAGUGGCUACUGUCACACGUACUUUGAUAACUCUGGCCUGGACCCACUUCUCCUCGCAGUUUUUCCUGAUGACGAUCAAAUACACACCCGGAUAGUUCCCAUUGCUUUUGACGAGGCUGACCAACUCUUUGUAGCAUUGGGCAUCCAGCCCAGUCGGCUUCGAAGUCUUCAUUCCCUAAGGCAACGGGGAACAGUACAGCUUCCUACCAUUUCCUUUUGGUAUAAAGAGAGACAGCUAGACGAGGAAAUGGAAUUCGAUGAGGAUGACAGCUCGAUCUUUGAUCCUUUGAGUGAGGCUGAUGAGCUUCAACAGUUACUUCAACGCAGCGAAUCCGAUGAAGUACAAUCAGCAGGGACACAAAAACAGCUGGAAAUUAUCCAGAGUCUGAAUUACGCCGCAGCUGCUCUCCAUGUCGAUGAACAUAUGAAAGUGCAAGCCUUUGCAGAUCAAGUUGAAGAUGAUGAUGAAGUGGACGAAGAAUGCCUCGAACUUCAUCACUACUGGACGGCAAAUGUUACAGCCCCACCUCUCCAUCCAGUUGUCACCAUGCCGAGCAUUUUUGGUCAACAAGGGAUUCCUGUCACUGCGUCGUCUUUUGAUUAUUCCAUCCUUGUUGAUCUGCGUCGUGCGCAUCAGACAUACCAGGCAGAACAUGGAGUGCGCACGACCCAAUCAGUACAAGUACCAAAUAAGGAUUCUGCUCACAUGAAGAUCAUCAAGGCAAUGCGGGACAUCUUGAAGGAAACCCAGGAGCGCGGAUUAACGACAGGUCUUGGCCGUUCAUUCAGAACCAAGGCUUUGGGCUCGAAGGCAGAUGUCCCAAUUCAAAUGGGGAAUUCUGCAAAUGCAGCAGCGGUUGCGUCUUCCGAUGCAAAUGCGGUUCGGAGUUUUCAUCUCUAUCUUGAACAAAACAACUAA